AUGGCAGGUCCCGAGUACCUGGGCCUCGAUGCCGUAGGAUGGAAUCGCAUGACAUCGACCUGGUGGGAUAAGGUCCUAGCAUUCUGCUUACUAGCCACGAUCGUUCUUGGUUCACUCUUUAUUCUGGGUUACAUUGUGUUAAAGCUCCAUGGAAUUUGGCAGAAACGUCAUCAACUCUCCGAGGUACCAAGUGCCAUUGUACGCUACUUCGAUCAGCUGAAGACUGGAAAGUCUUCUGCACCCUUGUGCGAGAAAUCGGCCAAACGCGACCUCAAAUCUUUCGGUGUGUUCCUGGGGUAUUUCUCGAACCCACCUACUCCAGCGGAGGCACAACUACUUUCGCAAUGGGAUGUUCUUGUCGUCGACCCCCUUCAACCGGGGGUCGCGAAUGCCCUCACCGGCCAUUGCACCUCUCCACAUGUGCUCGGCCGGCUCGAAGUACAAAGCCUGGUGCAAUCGGAUGCGAGUCGCAGCAAUGACGAAGUUAUCCAAGCUCUGACCACGGUGGUGCAGACCCUGACAACGAAAUUCCAGCGCCAACCGGGAUCAACUGCUCCUUUCCACGGAGUGCUCCUAGCCGAGUUCCACGCUCACUUCCAGCCCGUCGUUCUGAACGAGCUCAUCAAGUACAUCAAUGACCUGGGACUAGACGUCUGGCUCGAGCUGGCCCCGCCAGAUUAUCUUGGGGAGAAGCAAUGCCGCGAGAUCAACAUGCAGCAGGUGCGGGGAAUUGUCUAUCGCAACGGAACCAUCCUACCCGAUGGAGACCGACGCAACUACUUCCAGAUGGCGGAGAUGCGGGCUGCGAUGCGUGUGGUGGCGGCGCAAAAGGCUCGGGGAGAUUCGACUCUAGCGAUGUGGGACAGUGUCGAUGAUGGAGUGACAGUGUCGCACCAUGUCAUUGGGCGCACGUUCAAAUGGUGCAACUACAACAGUGCAAUGAUCUACAUCGGGCCUCGGGCAGGAUUGACCAACGCGGAGAUAGCCGUGGCUGAAACCGUUUUGCAUGAACCUCUCGGUGCCAUGAUGUGGCUGAAGCGCGGCGAGGUGCUCGAAGCACAUGACGUGUGGCGCAACAACAACAGAAUCUCCAUCUCCCCCACAUCUUCUGGAUCUUCUGGCAAUGCAUCUCCCCUCUUCGACGCGCUCGAUUCCUUUAUCCCUAAUCUCAACACCAGAUUGUCUCUGCAGCCCCCCUCAACUACCAGUCUUGCUCUUCCAAGUCCUGGUUUGUCCGUCAAUGGUCUCGAAUGCAGGGUUGCGGACGAAAAUCCCCACAUCGAUCCUCUGUCGUUUUCCCCCGAUGGCGUCACCUACAAUGAACUCGGAUGUUUUCAUCUCGGCUUGGAUUGUACCUCAGAAAACAUCACCGAUGUUCUCGAAACCCAGCGCCAUCUGCGAGACUUGGACCUGCUCGAACGCCUCAAGCCGGAACAGCUUCGGGGAUUCGCCGCUUCAAUCCGCACUCUCCAGAAGGCACAGGAUACCUAUCCCGACCUCUCCGAUGCCAUCGCAGCCACUAAAGAGCUUGUUGACCUCCUGAGUGUCAGCAAAGGUGAUGAUAAUGACCGCCUCCGAGUCUACGUUGGGCUGCACUCUGGCUUCCGCACGCGUCUGGGCACUCAGGUCUGGGGUUUGCUGGAUCUCGAUCCCCACAUCGGUAUGCUGAAUCUUUACGUCAACGGCAAGACGCUGGACCGCACUGGAACCAUUUUGCACGCCUAUCUCUCCGGUCGCGGAUUCACCCGCACCCAAUGUCUGAUUAUGGAAAUGGUCUUGGCCGCUGAGAACCAGUCUCUGUCCAAGGAAUGGAAUAUGCCUCAACGGUGGGUCGAAGACAUCGAACAGCUCACACCCGCUGAAAAUCUUGCAUGGCAUCGGCGCUUGGCCGCAUCUGAGGGCAGUGGCUCUUCCAUGCUCUGUGCGAAGCUGCGGGCCUGCAGUGAGUACCAGCUCGUGGACGCGCCUUCUCACGCCCAGCGCCGAGCCUUGACCUCGAGCGCGUAUCUCGAUGAGGAGAUCUCCGCUGCAGAACUCGUCGCCUCUCGGUUGGCAUGGUACCAGGAACAAGGAUGCUGGUCUUUAAAUCCCGAGGUCGCCACAGCACUGUUCCUGGAGAUUGAUGCUCGGCUGCCUGAAGUCUUGGUUGACAACGAGGCGGAUAUCCUAGCAAGGCUUCAGGAUGUGGCGCAGACCACUCUCCAGAAAGGUCAGAUUGAUGCGAGUGCGGACUUCUUCGCCCUUUGUAUCUUCUGCGCCUUCCGUCGCCUGGCAUUGAAUGAGAUCUACUUGGAAGUUCUGGACCGGAAUCCCCUGCCGAAUCAGGAUGCAGUGCAGGCCUCGUGUUUUACCGAGAUGUAUGCCUGUGGUGCGCGCACUGACAUGUACUUCGACACGACCCCUAAGCGACUGGGAAAGAUUAUCUGGAAAUGGUACCGGGCAUAUUAUCACAAGUACCAACCACCCCAGCGGGAGGAAGGCUUCACAGAGCUUCCCACAGCAUACGCUUCCAUGAAUGUCGAUCUUGAUCCCAAAGGCGACCGAAAUAAUAUUCCCUGGCAUUAUAGGUUCACGUUCUUGGGUAUUUUUGCCGUUCCCGCGCUUAUUGAUGUCACAAUGCUCACCACUGUCGGCCGUGGUCUUUACCUUACCACGUACAUGAGCGACGUGGACAAGACGCUGGCCACCACCGCCCUGAUGUGCGCCCUGCUUGUCUGUGGUGGCUUCGGCAGUUGGAUCAGCUCUGGCGGUAGCUACUAUCUCUACGCGAUGGCCUUUCCUGCCAUGAGCAUGUUCGUCCUGACCCGGUUUGUUGCUGGUCUUGCGGUCGCUCUGGUUGGAGGCAUCAUUGCACUUAUCGUUGUAGGUGUGGUCAAAGGGGGCGCAGCUGGAAUUCUGUUCUUCCUAUACUUCGUGAUGCUAUCAACGUAUCUCAUGACUCUUUCCGCGCUCUCAGUCUACCAGCUUCCAGGCUAUUCCUUCCAAUCGGGACGAACUGUGAUUAUGACGUGUAUUCCGAUCCUCUUCAUUUCGCCCAUCGUCACUUUAUGGGUGCAUCGCGAUUCGGUCAUCUAUCUCUGCUUCCUUUUCCUGUUCCUAGGCUCGUUGCUGGUUGGCGCGCGGCGCAUCAUGGGUGAAUGGAACAGCUGGUAUCUCGACAUUCCCACAGUGACCGACACCCAAAUCGUCGAAUGGUACUUGCAAAAAUGCGUCCCCCCUAGCGAGAGUCAGAACGAGAAGGUCAGAGACUUCGGGUCGGAUGCACGCCAGGCCUUAUAUGCUCGCGUCAAGAAAGAGCGACACCGCCACUUCUGGACCCGGAAGACAACCGAUCCGUUUGUCGCAAAGCUCGCUGGCGGCUACUCAGCAACCGUCUUUCUUCUCGGCUGGUACUGCCGCUACUCUCGGACGAAGAUGCCCUUGCCCUACAGCCCAACAUGGAACUUGCAACUGAGAGCUGCAGUCGACACUAUGGGCGAGAUGCAGAAAGGUCUCAAGCUCCAUAGCGCCUUUCUACACUGGCGUCAUACGGGUGCAGACGUCUGGUGUGGUAUCCUGUACUUUGUGGUGGCCCUUUCCGACAAGUGGAGUGCCCUCUUGACGGGCGAAUCCAUCGUGGGAUUGUCCGCAGCAAACAGCGCUACAUAUCGACUCACUGUUGGUUUUGCGCUCGGCUACUACUUGCUAGGUGCAGUCAUUCUUGACGCGGUCUCUCAGCCUCUCUGGAUAUCGGUCACCAAGCGCACGCCCCAGCCCGUCUCUUCGCUUGCUGGUCUUCGUGAGGUGUCCCUCACUGAUGCCAACGCACGUCGGAGGUUGUAUUGGAAGAACCUGAUGAAGUUUUUCUUCCUCCACAUUUGGGGUGUAGCGAUCACGCUGGCCAUCAUGUGGACAUUUGAAACUGCCAAAAUCUCGGUCAUAAUGUUCCUGGCCUAUGUUGGCUGCUACAGUGGUCUUCUCUGGUACCAAUACAACCGGAUCUUCAGCGGACCUCAUGUAGCCCGAGGGCUAGCCAUCAGCGCCCUGAUCGGCUUAGUCGUUGGCAUCAUCCUUCAUGAGGUCCUCCCUGCUUUUCAGUACAGCAGUGUUAUUGGGCUGGGCAGUGGAACGUGGGCCUGCGCAUUCUACACACUCUACAAAGCCGAUAUUGGCUUGUCGCUGUUCAAGAGUUCUCCCGAGGAGAAGAGUGUCGUCAAGAUCAAGGACACUUCAGUCACCCACGGCUUCAGCUCCCUCGAACCUUUCCCUGCCCUGUCGCAGUCCACACUCUCUCAAAUGUUUGACAACAUUACGUUACUCUCGGACGAAUUCCGGUACAAGCUUGACCCAUCGACUCAUCCAGGUGUAGAGGUCAUGCAAAUUCUGCACUCUGAAGACCCCAAAGCCGAUCUUGUCCGGGCUGCAUUCCCCGCUGCAACACAUAUUCUGAACCGCGCAGCACAGCUUUGGGAGAGUGGAGAGACGACAGUGGAGUUAGUCUCGGCUGCCCACUUGAUCCAGCCUGAGCAGAAGGUUCGUGUUGUCUGUCGUCGUACCGGCGAGCGUCUCCAUAUUUAUGUUGUUGUCGGCCCCGAUCUUGUCGGCUAUGACUGGGUCUCGGAUAUCCGACGCAACUGCCAGGCUAUUGCGGAGGCUAUCGUUCAAAUGACUGCCGAGUUCCGCCUUGGUAUGUCUCAUGAUCAUGCAAUGUUUGCUGAGCUUCUGGCUGUACAUGGGCACGCUGGCCACGAAUUGGUCCUUCCCGAAGGUGUCAAGCGUCAGCUCGAGAAUAGUUCCGUGGAACGAACUCGCGUGCUGAACUACUCUUCCAAGACAAUCCUCCGUCACUUGCUGCUUGGCGUUGACUGUGAUAUCGAAUGGGAUCUGUUGCCCCAGUAUGCUCGAUCGUUCCUGCUUCGCAGGUGCUUGGGGGAGCCAUGUCGCGUUUCUUCCCAGCAACUCGAUUGGCUCGAGGCCAGAGCGACUGCUGCAGAAACACUUCGACUUGAGGAGUAUCUUGCUCGCUGGAACCUGGGUGUCACAGUAACAACCUCUGUCAAAAAAUAUGCAAAGACACUGGAGGCCCAACACCGGGGUCUUGAGCAAGAAGGCUUCCUCAGCAACAGAUACGACAGGCCCAUCCGGGACAUCCUCGCAUUGAAUGCGGAAGAGUCGAACGUGGGGAUGGGCGAGGCUUUCCGCAUGUCACUUGCUCGGACGAAGCAAAUCUGGAACGCAUGCAUUAAGUUCAUGGUUAUCGCUUUGGUUGCUGAUCCCGAGUACCAACGAGAGCUUGAUUUCAUGCUUCGAGGACAGCCCCUGUUCUUCGCCUGGCCGGUCACUGUCAUUCUCACUGCUGUGUGGCAAUUCUGUAAGAUGCUGCAGCGCAUCAUCAUUCCACUCGUCCUGGUGCAUGGGCGCGAUAAGGUCUCCACCCUGUAUCGAAACAUGCAAGGUUGGAAGACUGUGAUCUAUCACAAUCGUGUGGAAAUGGAAGGCCUCAGCGGCGUGUCUACGGGCUUCUUCCGGACCGAAUCGGACGGCACGUUCAAACUCUAUCAAUACACCGGAAAGCACGACCAGGAGCCUAGUGACUACAAGAGCCUGGUUGCCAUCAACGAGUACAACGCCAAGCUAUUGCUUCUGGGACGACAAGAGUAUCGUGGUCAGGACCUGAUCAACGAAUUCAAAUAUGAGUAUGCUCAGGACGGAUCUAAGUCACGCUCCAAGUUGCCUAUUCAACGGCAGUGUACCCAAGGCAAACUGGCAGGUCAGAUCGUCCAAUACGACAAGCGUGGAUAUAUCACUUCCGGAUCUGCCAUGCGUGGGGUGAACCCGAUGGAGUUCAAGUUCUACUACCGCAAGGGAGCCAAAUUCGACGACGAACUUCUGCGCGCUGAGUAUGAGUUGCCCCACAUGAAGAUCAAGGUUGCCUGGUGUAUGCCGCCGCCUCAUCGUCCUGAACGGCUGGAUAAGUGGAUCCCAUAUCCUCGCGUGACAGAUGCCACGUACGUUCAAGGCGACGACAAGCAUAGAGCUACAUGGACGUAUGAUCACAAGUUCCACCCUAUAAUUGCUACAACGAUGAACGGGGAGGACGUUGUUACCCCGGCCAUGAUUCACGAGGAUUGGUUCCAUGUUUUGGAGAAACCGACCAGGUGCAGCUUCGUCGACGACAACCCGCUUCUCUCUUUCUCCUCCGUGAAGGUGAACCUCGCCUCGCGUCUGCUCGGAACUAACGUCAAGAAGUAUCCCAUCCCUACCUCUCGCGCUCGUACACAUCUCUGGAAAUCCUGGAAAGCGAGCAAAGAAUUCGAUGCUAUCACCGCGCGUUGGCUGGAUGAGAUCUUGUUGCGUGCUGACCGUGUCCUCAAGCCCUACUGGCGCAACCGUGACUGGGGUCGGCUGGAAGUGGCCGGCGAUUACCUUGAGGCACGGGCCGAUACGGUGCUGGCGCGUGUCGAUAUCGAUCCGGAGAUCAGCUCGUGGACCCCUAUCGCCUUCAAGAUUGCGGAUUUAUCGAGUUUCGGUGUGGGCGGAGAGUCUCGUAUCAACACCCGAACUCUGUCUACGCAGAUGCAGGACACUGACACGGAGCUUCAUGUUCUCGCCAUGGAUACCGGCACAUGGCCCAAUGAGCCAGGCGGUGUGUCCGCCUGUAGGCGAGAUAUGGUGAACGACCUGAAGGGGAUCCGCUGGCACAUUCUUGCCGAAGCCGCCAACGACUUUGGUGUGCCGAGAUUCCAGAUCGAGCGAAACGUGCAGUCCCUGACGGUCUUGCCGCAAUGGGGUCUUGACUUCUUGAACCCGACGCACGGCAUGUUCCAGAACUACCUUGAUUCCGAAGUGGUCCAGAAAAUCCAUGACACCAAGGUUGCGGACAUCGAGCGCAACUUCAUUCCUAUUCUCGCCAGCCUGGUUCGGUGUGCCCGGACCAUCAACAAGACACGUGCACAUGUGGAAGAAGCCACCAAAGCCUUGGUGGAUCUGAACACCUACUUUGAAUCUUCGCGCAACUGGAACGAUGUCUGGAUGAGUGACACCGUCAAGCGCGCCUGGCGCGAGCUCUGGCUGACUGAGGAAAUGGACGGCGCCAUCCCCGUCUCCCAAUGGUGGCACGCCGAAUUGCCGACUCUACAACAGCUUGACACAGCCCUCGACAUGUGGCACCGCUAUCUCUUCAUCUUCUCCGUCCCGGUGCCCGACCGUAUUCCGGACGUGUUCCAAGCAUCGCACCAUUUCACGGGUGCCAACUACGGUGUGCUCUGCAAGGUCAAGCGCAAGUGUGCACUCCAUGUUUGGGAUCACUGCGUCAGUUUCCGUGAGAUGACGACCUUCCUCUCCGCGGCUGUGUCGUUCGACUCAACCUUCGUCAAUUCCACCCUCAUCUCUCUCGGCCAUCUGUCCUGCGUUCUCAUCGAACACCAUGCGGAUGUUGUCCUCCCUUGUGCGGAGUACUUCAACCCCGGAUGGGAGAUCGAGCUGGGAACGUGUGAGGGUGUCUUGGAGCAUCGCCGGGCCUUUGCACGCAAGAUCGAUCCGGUGGUCAACGGUAUCACGAACAUGGAGAGGUACAAGCCCAUCGAGAAGAUCAAGACAGAGACACCCACGGUGGUCAUGUUGUCGCAUAUUCGUUACGUCAAGGAUAUCAAGACGGCCAUCAUGGCCACGGACUUGAUUGUCAACCAAUGGGGCUUCAAGGACUAUCGCCUGCACAUCUACGGAGAUAUGGAGCGUGCGCCAGGCUACGCUUCGGAAUGUCAAGAAGUCAUUGCAUCGAAGUCCCUGCGUGACCACGUCGUGUUGAAGGGUCUGGGCAAGCCAGAUGUGGUGUUACAGGAUGCUUGGCUGUUCAUGAACUCGUCCACCUCGGAAGGUCUACCGCUCGCCAUGGGUGAAGCCGCCCUCACCGGCGCGCCCGUGGUGUGUACCGACGUCGGCGCGUCGUUCUGUGUGGUCGUCAACCGCGAGACCGGCAAGCGAUUCAGCGAGGUCGUUCCCCCGAACGACGCCUUCUCCCUGGCGUCCGCCCAGAUCCGCGUGAUGGCCCUGCUCGGCGAAUGGAGCCAGUUCGCCGGCGACCCGGAGGGCUUUGUGCCCCCGACGCUGGGCCUGCGCCCGUCCCCCGAGGAAGUGCAGGCGAUCUCGCAGCGCAUGUACGCCAAGCAGGAGGAGCGCCGUCAGUUCGGCAUGCAGGGUCGCGACAACGUCCUGGCCAGCUUCUCCAGCCACCGGUACCUCCGCGAACACGAGCAGAUGCUGUGGCUGGGCAAGUACCAGAGUCUCAGCUACUUCGUGCACGGCCCGGCCUCGAUGAGCGGCUCGUCCAGUGGCUUCUUCAAGGAGACCAAGGGCCGCGUGACCGUCGAACAGGUCGGGGAUGCCCUGCUGCCGCCCACGCCCCCGUGGAUGGGCGGUUCCCGGCGGACUCGCGGCAAACGCUUUGAGAGGUUCAGUUCGACUAGCACGCAGUCCCUCGCUUAG
Aspergillus aculeatus ATCC 16872 is the source of this 8463-nucleotide messenger RNA. RefSeq names its product glycosyltransferase family 4 protein. Lineage: Eukaryota; Fungi; Ascomycota; Eurotiomycetes; Eurotiales; Aspergillaceae. Gene Ontology annotation, molecular function: glycosyltransferase activity. Bases 1 to 8463 code for a protein of 2820 amino acids. The record is from RefSeq and is a predicted model, not a curated record. The transcript has 8 exons.